AUGACCACAGAAGCUGCUGCUACUACUGGCGAGAAACGCAAGAUUCAAGAUACCGAUACCCAAUCGGUUCCUGCUACCAAAAAGGCCGCGUUAGAAACUCCUGCGGCUCCAGUCUCUGAGGAAACCCUCAAGGCCAGGUUUUCAUCCAAUUUGUUUGAAGAACCAACUCGUGAAUUACUCAAACAACAGAUUACAGAUUCAGAACCUUACAAACAUGGCGUAAUUCCGGAGCUUAUGAAUGAUGAAUUACUGAGGCGAGUGCGAGAUGAAAUUAAGGCUAGUUUACACUUUACAAAGAAAGAAACAGAUAUUUACAAACUGUUUCAAACUGGCGACCUGCGGAACUUAUCUGGUUUAGAUGCAGAGGAAAAGGCUCAACUUACAGCUUUGGGACAAUUACGCGAAGCACUUUACUCUAAACCGUUCCGUGAACACCUCGCUUACGUCACAGGAUCCGGGGCAUUGUCUGGAACUAAACAAGAUUUGUCAAUCAAUGUGUACCAACAAGGAUGUCACUUGUUGAACCAUGAUGAUGUAAUUGGGAGCCGUCGAAUCUCGUAUAUUUUGUACUUGCCUGACCCAGAUGAGGUGUGGGAGUACCCAAAGAAUGGAGGUGCGCUACGGCUGUAUCCCACGGAAAAACCCAAUGUUCCAGCCAAAGAUUGGACCAAGGUUGUACCUCCUGCAUGGAACCAGUUGGCAUUUUUCACAGUUCAACCAGGACUAAGUUUCCAUGAUGUGGAAGAAGUAUUUGUCAAUAAACCUCGUAUGUCGAUUUCUGGGUGGUUCCAUAUUCCACAACGUGGUGAAGAAGGGUUUAUUGAGGGUGAGUUAGAGGCUACAGAAGCUAAAAGCUCGUUACAUCAGUUGGAGAGUAAUGAGCUUCAAGAGUUUGACUACCCGAAACGAGUUUUUGUGAAUGUGGAUGAACAGGAAGUUGAGCAGGGUCGUUCACAAAUUGCUGCACUUGAGGAUUCAGAAGAAAAAACAAGCGAAUUACUACUCCCUCUAGAAUCACAAGAGUAUUUAGCCAAAUACCUGAACCCAACAUUACUAAAGUCUGGACCAUUGUUACAGCUUUCAUCACGAUUUUUGAGUGAAAGUGUGGUCGAGGUUCAUGAUUUCUUAAAUGCAGAGUAUGCAAGUGCUUUAAAAAUUGCUAUUGAUCGUGUCGACAUGGACGAUGAAGAAGCAGGAAUUAAGGUACCAUUCAGAUCAACUGAUAUUGAACUACCAUGGAAACUUGCAGGCCCUCCUCACAAGGCUCGGUAUAUGUACUUGGAUGGGUUGCGCACAUAUGAGGCUGAGGCUGCUGCAGAAACAGAGGCUGAGUCGAGUUCUGGAUUAUCUGGGGAUGCAUCUGUGAUUGUUGAUAAUAAAGUGAUUAUUGAGGCUAAAGCAGCAAAGUCUUUAGAGUCAAUUGCUACAAGCAAGUUAUUGGAAGUACGUGAAUUGUUUCAAAGCCCACACUUGCGAGCUUGGUUACGAGCUGUAUCACGACUUAAUCCAAUGACUGCACGAGUACUUGUGCGUCGAUUCAGACCAGGACUUGAUUUUACAUUGGCCACAGGAUUGUAUAAGAAGACAAAAAAGAAUGAAGAUGAUUCCAAAGAUGAUUCUGAAAAUUCAGAAGAUAAUGACGAUGAGCCUGGUCAAUUGUUAGAAGCCACUUUGGGAUUGACACCAAGCAAAGGCUGGGAUGAUGGUGAGUUAGGUGGUUAUGAGUUAUAUAUGGGAGUUGAAGAAGAAGACACAGAUACUCAAUUGGAUCCAGCUGUUUAUCGACGCAAGGAUACUCGUGUGAGUGCAGAUGGUGGUGAUUCUUAUGGCAAGAGUGGGGCAGUUGGUAAAGAAGAAGGAGGAGAUGAAGAUGAUGAUGAUGAUGAUUCUGUAUUACUUACAACACAGGCUGGAUGGAAUGUUUUGACACUUGUUGUACGUGAUGAGGGGAUUCUUAAGUUUGUAAAAUAUGUGAGUGGGAAUGCACCAGGUAGUCGUUGGGACGUUUCGUCUGAGUGGACUAUUGAGAAUGUUGAUGAUGAUGACGACGAAGAUGAAGAUAAAGAUAAAGAUAAAGAUAAAGAUGAAAAUGAAGAACAAGAUUAA
This is a messenger RNA of Magnusiomyces paraingens, 2106 nucleotides long. RefSeq lists its product as uncharacterized. NCBI's taxonomy places the organism in Eukaryota, Fungi, Ascomycota, Dipodascomycetes, Dipodascales, Dipodascaceae. The coding region runs from base 1 to 2106 and encodes 701 amino acids. The record is from RefSeq and is a predicted model, not a curated record. Gene Ontology annotation, biological process: regulation of translational termination; peptidyl-proline hydroxylation. Gene Ontology annotation, molecular function: iron ion binding; peptidyl-proline dioxygenase activity; L-ascorbic acid binding. The transcript has a single exon. Gene Ontology annotation, cellular component: cytoplasm.